Messenger RNA from Antechinus flavipes (yellow-footed antechinus), 920 nucleotides. RefSeq names its product apolipoprotein F (gene APOF). Gene Ontology annotation, biological process: cholesterol metabolic process. Bases 125 to 766 code for a protein of 213 amino acids. Lineage: Eukaryota; Metazoa; Chordata; Mammalia; Dasyuromorphia; Dasyuridae. The transcript is spliced from 3 exons. The record is from RefSeq and is a predicted model, not a curated record.
AGUCUUUGGGAUAGGAUAGGAAGAGCAGGGGUAUGUGAAGUCCAGGAUAGAAGAGUCAUAAGACCUACAAAGGAGACCAACUGUCACUCUUGAGCAGCAAGGCUGCAGUCCACUACUCUCCAAAAUGUCUGUAUUGAUGCUUCUGUGUGGCUUCCUGCUAUACCCAGUAACUGCAGCUGGAUCCCAGCCAAAGACUCUACCUCCCGGGCCUCCGACCCUGGACCCCCAGGCGCCCAUUGUCAACCCCCUUUCCUGUUGGGACUUGUUGCCUGAAUCUCUUCCCGAUUUCAACCACCUAGCCCCUCUGCCUAGGUACCUGAUUAGCCUGGCACUGUACAUACCCCUGGAGCAAGCUGGCUGUCCAACCGAUGCCCAUAACCUUCGGCAGCAGCUCAAUAGGUUGGGGGGGGUGAAAGCCACAGAGACCCUCCUCCAACAGCUCCAAGGCCUGCCAAGGGACAAAAAAGACAAGAAGUCUGACUGGGUCCUGUUCUCCAUUCUGCAGCUCCUGGGCAGGAGAACGGAGAGGUUGGGAAGGUCAGGGAGGAUCAUCCGCUCACUCUCCGCCACAGAUUGUGUCUCUGAGAAGGAACAAAAUAAGGAGAUGGGAAGCACAGAUCAAAGCUGGCAGGAGUGGGGAAUCACCCCAGAAACCGGCGGCCGCUGGAAGGAAGACUAUGGGGUGAGCAGCGGCAAACACGUGGCUGACGAAGUGACAGAAGCCACCUCCCUGUGGAACUGGAGGUCAUUCAAGAUCUGGGGAUAGAAGAGAAAUCAGAAGCGACCUCCGCUGAGCUGGGGAUAGGGGGGCGCGAAAGAGGUUUAUAAGGAAGAGUCAGAGCUGCGGCCUCCGAUGGCCUGUACACCGAGGCUCGUAUCAGUAAACGCAAGUGCUUAAUAAAUGCAGCUUGAUUGUUCUA